AUGAAGUUCAAGCCCAACCAGACGCGGACCUAUGACCGCGAGGGCUUCAAGAAGCGGGCGGUGUGCCUGUGCUUCCGGAGCGAACAGGAGGACGAGGUGCUGUUGGUGAGCUGCCGUGGGUACCCAGACGAGUGGAUCGUCCCGGGAGGAGGAAUGGAGCCAGGGGAGGAGCCUGGUGGCGCUGCCACGCGGGAGGUUUAUGCAGAGGCUGGAGUCAGAGGAAAAGUAGGCAGACUCCUGGGCAUAUUUGAGCAGCACCAAGACCGAAAGCACAGAACACAUGUGUAUGUUCUUACUGUCACUGAAAUAUUAGAAGAUUGGGAAGAUUCUGUUCAUAUAGGAAGGAAGAGAGAAUGGUUCAAAGUAGAAGACGCCAUCAAAGUUCUCCAGUGUCAUAAGCCUGUACAUGCAGAGUAUCUGGAAAAACUAGAGCUGGGUUGUUCUCCAACCAAUGGAAAUUCCACAGUCCCUUCCAAAUUCCCUUCCAAAUAA
Suricata suricatta (meerkat) is the source of this 492-nucleotide messenger RNA. Its product is annotated as diphosphoinositol polyphosphate phosphohydrolase NUDT4B-like. The coding region runs from base 1 to 492 and encodes 163 amino acids. Gene Ontology annotation, biological process: diphosphoinositol polyphosphate metabolic process; adenosine 5'-(hexahydrogen pentaphosphate) catabolic process; diadenosine hexaphosphate catabolic process. Gene Ontology annotation, molecular function: diphosphoinositol-polyphosphate diphosphatase activity; bis(5'-adenosyl)-pentaphosphatase activity; endopolyphosphatase activity. Gene Ontology annotation, cellular component: nucleus; cytoplasm. The transcript has a single exon. Lineage: Eukaryota; Metazoa; Chordata; Mammalia; Carnivora; Herpestidae. The record is from RefSeq and is a predicted model, not a curated record.